Molecule: messenger RNA, 735 nt
Organism: Aspergillus heteromorphus CBS 117.55
Lineage: Eukaryota; Fungi; Ascomycota; Eurotiomycetes; Eurotiales; Aspergillaceae
Exons: 2
Biological process (GO): mitochondrial respiratory chain complex I assembly
Cellular component (GO): mitochondrial inner membrane
Source: RefSeq, a predicted model, not a curated record
CCCAUCGCCCAACUCCUCCGCGCCCUCCGCACCUCAAUCUCCUCCAUCUUAACACGCCCCAUCACUACCACCAUUAACAUCCCUCGCACCGCCCUCCCCCUCCUCACCACCCCCUCCGCCCGCCACAACAGCAACAGCAGCCACAUCCGCCCCACACGCAUGAUCCCCCGCUCGCACACCCCCAAACCCUCGACCACGGACCGCGGCCCGCGCUCCAAGGAAGAAACUCAGACCGACUUCGCCGCGCUCAACGUCCUCGGCAACAUCCCCGCCCCGACCACUGCCAUCGACGCCUGUCUGGACACGGGCUUCCAUCUGGACAACGGGGUGAAGGUGACGAAUGGCGAUGGGGUGUUGCUUGUUGGCGGGGAGGCGUUUGCGUGGAGGCCGUGGCUGGCAGGGAAGGGCAAGGCCGAGGGAGAGGGAGAGGGAGAAGGGGAGGCGGUUGGGAAGAAGGCGGAUAUGUUGAAUAAGAAGGGCCAGUUUGAGCUGGAUGAUGAGGCUUGGGGGCUUUUGGGCUUGGUUUGGCCGAGGCCGGAUAUGUUGAUCAUUGGCAUGGGAAACUCGGUGUUCCCGCUGUCGCCGGAGACGAAGCGGUUCGUGAAUUCCUUAGGCGUGCGCGUGGAGAUUCUGGAUACGAGGAAUGCUGCGGCGCAGUUCAAUUUGCUUGCGACGGAGAGGGGCGUUUCCGAGAUUGCGGCUGCUAUGAUUCCUAUUGGGUGGAAGGGGAGGUAA